UCGCAGUGGUUGAGCGGACAGCAGCGACAGCAGCUCUUAAUUUCCAAUUAGAUGUAACGUACACGCUUUAAAUCAAAUUAUCAGGCUUUUCAUAUUAUUAUUGAGUCAUUUCUCGUACAAGUGCGCCCAAACUUCCAUCUGUUCCCGCGAGUCGGAUGUGCAGCUUCCAGGAGUGGAUAUGUACCAAGGAAUCAUGACCACCAACCACGGACACCCUUCUUACGAGGCCGGCUUUCUACAUAACAGCUCGACGGCCACGUCGCCGGUUUACGUGCCCACAAGCCGGGUGGUCACGCCGGUUAUCCCCGGCCUGCCUUACCUCCAGACGCCCGGUGCGUCGCAGCCGAGCACGCCGGCCUCCAGCCACUCCGCCUGGGCCCAGUCGGGCGUCGAGGCCUCGUACAAUCACUCCCCGGUGUCGCCGCGGUUUAGCUUCUCCGCGAGUCCGCCUCUCGCCUCCGGGGUCAAGGACCAAGCGGCGGCGGCGGCCUCGUACGGCAGCCCGCUCAGUAUCUCCGCCAACGGGCGAGAGUUAUACGGCGCCCGGGGACUCGGCGGUUCUUACCACAGCCCUUACCCGGCCUACAUGAGCACCAACGUGGGGGGAACGUGGUCCACGUCGCCUUUCGAGAGUCCGGUGCUCCACGGCCUGCAGACAGGUGCUUCAACGGGCGCGACGAGACACCCGAAUAUAGACCUUUUCGACGAUUUCGCCGAGGGCCGGGAAUGCGUCAACUGCGGCGCCAUGUCCACGCCGCUUUGGAGGCGUGAUGGCACGGGUCACUACCUAUGCAACGCUUGCGGGCUCUACCACAAGAUGAACGGCAUCAACAGACCUCUUAUUAAGCCUCAGAGGCGACUGUCGGCCUCUAGGAGAGUCGGGCUAUCGUGCACCAACUGUCACACUACCACAACCACUCUGUGGCGACGGAAUGCAGAAGGAGAGCCAGUCUGCAACGCCUGUGGCCUCUACAUGAAACUCCACGGGGUCCCUCGACCACUUGCCAUGAAAAAAGAGGGGAUCCAAACCCGCAAACGCAAACCUAAGAACCUGAACAAGAGCCAAACGGGCUGUGAGGGGACUCCAGUGACACCAAGCAGCACUCCCCGGGGUUCGACGUCCUCUUCCUCCUCGUCGGUCGCCUCCUCCAUGUCUGAGGAGGUCCGGCAGAUAAAGAUAGAACCAGAGACUCCCAGCUUGUACACACACCACAGUGCACACACGCAGAUUUCUGCUCUGCCAGCCUACAUGACAGCUCAAGGCGGGACCCUCGCUCUUAAAAUGCCCUCCGCGGGCCACGGCAGCUCUUCAGGCUCAAAAGCAGACGCAUGGAACAACCUCAUUCUGGCUUAGAAAACAACACCUGAGGACGUUUGAGCUGCGGUUCUGCAAAAAUGAUCCGACUGACGAUGGGGGAAGACGCAUCAAGGGUAGUACUGUGACAAGGUUCUUCUACCUGAGGACUGAUUUGAUUUGAAACUUUUUAACAGUCGCUGUAAUCACAAUUCCAUAUGUGACACAUUUACAGGUCAGAGUAAUAUUUCCAGGUCAGUAUUGGCAGAUUUAAGACAAAGUUGCACAUGCUGAGUGUGACAGAAACAAUGUAACUAGUAGAAAAGUUAAUACAUUUCAGGGUAACUUGGCCAGUUUUUCAAUAUUUAAUAAUAUAAUAUCAAUAAAAUAUGAUUUCCUAUACUAAUAAUAUGUCCACCAUGUUUUUGGAUGAACAAAACUGGCCAGGUUUUGCUUUAAAAGUGAAUUUUCAUAUAGAAAAAAUGACUAUGUAGCAAAACUAGAUUGUAAAUUGUUCUUCUUUUUGUGCAAUUUGACAAAAACAGUCCAUUUAAAAUGAUUUAUACUCUUUUUGAAGACAGGCAUCUUAACUAAAUUCACGGUUGAUGCUCCUUUAGAAUAAAUAUACACAAGAAUUCACUGGCUGCCAUGUAUGGCAGUAGACGUCCAAUAGACAUCCGGGUGAAAAUGGAUUGGACGUGUAUCGCUGUCAAUGGCACUCAUGGGGAUGAAUAUUUUUGUGCCUGACAGUAAUGUUGGAAAACCUGUUUUAAUAUUUAUUUCCAAAGACAACACAAUCAAUGAUGCAGUUAUGUUAGCUAGGGUAAAAAUGACUGUACAGUAUUUUUGUGGCAAGUGUGUAAAUGUGGUAUACUAUAUUGCUGCAUGUAAUUAACCCUAAAGCAGCAACUUUUAUUUACAUAUAUGUAAAGGCUUGUCACUCCAGUAUAUAUAUACAAAAAUUCACAAGUUGGGCUGUAUUGCAAAAAGAAACCCAUAAAAUGCACUAGCAUGACACUACCUAUGAUACCUUCUCUUUCUGGCUCGAAUGGCACGCAAUGCAAAAGUGUUGAGUUGUCAAUUAUGUUUAAUA
Corythoichthys intestinalis (scribbled pipefish) is the source of this 2387-nucleotide messenger RNA. It is a transcript of the gene gata4, whose product is annotated as GATA binding protein 4. The coding region runs from base 179 to 1354 and encodes 391 amino acids. Gene Ontology annotation, biological process: negative regulation of transcription by RNA polymerase II; positive regulation of transcription by RNA polymerase II; cell fate commitment. Lineage: Eukaryota; Metazoa; Chordata; Actinopteri; Syngnathiformes; Syngnathidae. The record is from RefSeq and is a predicted model, not a curated record. Gene Ontology annotation, cellular component: nucleus. Gene Ontology annotation, molecular function: zinc ion binding; RNA polymerase II cis-regulatory region sequence-specific DNA binding; DNA-binding transcription factor activity, RNA polymerase II-specific. The transcript has 6 exons.